Messenger RNA from Cetraspora pellucida, 1243 nucleotides. Lineage: Eukaryota; Fungi; Glomeromycota; Glomeromycetes; Diversisporales; Gigasporaceae. The record is from the annotation of a GenBank genome assembly.
AUGUCAACGUCAUCAUUAGAAAUAAGAGCAAAUCAGAAUCAAUUAACUCGUUCACCUAUAUCCCUAUCAUUCUCUGAUGUGCCAGGAUCACGUCACAGAAUUUUAAUAGACAUUGCAUGUAUAAUAAUAACUUUAUUAUCACUCGCUUUGUUUAUAACAUUAGCCGCGUUGACUGGUUACUACGCGGAUAUUGAAGAUUAUGAAACUGCAAAUAAAUUCUUUACCUCUCAAAAUCUUGUUUGGCCUGUAUGGGGUUCCAUUUACAUGAUUAUUAUGUUAUACCUUUGGGUUAAAUUUGUUGGUGUUGCUUGGGAUAAUAUGUCGGAUUUGAACCGUGCUCACGCUAUUAGAAGUGCUGAACUUCAAACUAAAUUUGAUCAACUUAAACGUGGUUGUAAAAAUUUAUCUAUUCCUGUAAUUGGGCAAACUGUCACUGCAUUAAUUUGUCUACCUGCAUUUUUGCUCUAUGGAUUAUUUCAUCGAACGAAUACCAUCUUUAAUUUUAACAUUAACAUUUUAUAUCUGUCUCCACUCUCAUCAACAAGAUCAAUCAUAAAAGAUGCUGAUCAUGACAAUUCUGGAAAAUAUAGUCAAUCUAAUGAUCGAAAGCAAGAAGAAACUGAUAAUGAUAUAAUAAGUGAAGUCCGUGAAAAGUUAAAAGAUGAUGACCCAAUAUAUUUCAAUUUCAUAAAACCAAAACAUCAUCAUCGCCAUCAUAGUUCAUUUGGAGGUUCUACCAUCGUUAAACAUGGUGAUCAAUUUUUCACAAGUCCUUAUCCUUCAAAUUUUAAUGACAAUGAUACUGUCAAUAAUUCAGUUAUUGGUAGUAGUAGUUCAAUUCCAUUUAUUAAUACAAAUAUUACAACUACAAAUGAUUCUUUAAAAAAAAUUCCUCAAAACUUUCGUCGUCAAUCUGAUUCUUCAUUAUCUAAACAACAAAAACAAAGACGUUCUCCAUCUACUUCUCCACUUUCUUUACGUGGUUUAACUGAUUCUAUUCAAAUUCCUAAAGAAAUUGUUCAUCAAGAAAUGGUCCUUUCGGAAAAUCCUUUAUCUCCUUUAUCUCCAUCAUCCACAAUUUUUGAUAGAAGACGUAGUGGAAAUCAACGUUUAAAGGAAUGGUUGUUGAAAAAACCUACUCCUGCUAUUCCUAGACCUCAAAGACUUGAUAGUUAUAAGGAAACUCCUGAAAGACUUGAUAGUCAUAAGGAAACUCCUAAAAGACUUGAUAGUUAUAGGGAAA